AUGCAGGCUUCAGUUUUAAGACGACUUCCCAUAUCUUGUGCUGUUGUGCCUCCCGGACGGCUUCUGUUUUCUCGUGGCCACGCAACGACCAUCGAACAUUCGGGUGGGGAUUCCAGUACUGACGCAUCUCAGGGCUCCCUCUCGGACAAUUCUAAGCGAUUUUCUAAGCGGGAGAUAUCGGAUAUUUAUCAUUCGCCUUUGCUGGGGCUCGUCUAUCGCGCCGCAAGUGUUCAUGCUGUCAAUCACGAUCCGACAAAGGUUCAGCUAUGUACUCUCUUAAACAUAAAGAGCGGUGGUUGCACGGAAGAUUGCUCCUACUGCUCUCAAUCGUCUCGCUACAAGACUGCUACCAAGUCGGAAAAGUUACUUCAAGUGGAACCUGUGCUGGAGGCUGCACGUAAGGCUAAAGCGAAUGGAAGCACUCGCUUCUGCAUGGGUGCCGCUUGGCGUGACCUCCAAGGCAGGAAGAGCGGGUUUGAAAGGAACAAUAUUCCCAACUCACUGUUCUGCCCAUGCAGAGGGAUGGGUAUGGAAGUCUGCACAACGCUGGGCAUGCUCAGCCCUGAACAGGCUCAACGACUUAAAGAGGCUGGCCUAACAGCUUACAACCAUAACCUCGACACCUCUCGAGAAUAUUACCCCAAAGUCAUCACCACACGGUCGUACGAUGAGCGGUUAGAGACGAUUAAUGCAGUCCGAGAUGCUGGAAUCAGUGUUUGUUCCGGAGGCAUAUUAGGUCUUGGAGAAAGCGAUGUGGACCGAGUAGGACUUCUUUGGGAGGCAUCAAACAUGCAUGAACAUCCCGAGUCAUUCCCGGUCAAUGCAUUAGUGCCAAUCCCAGGUACGCCACUUGAAAAGAACCCGCCCCUUCAGCAUGAUACAAUCCUCCGUACGAUCGCAACAGCACGUGUGGUGAUGCCCACAACGAUCAUCCGUCUCGCAGCUGGCCGUCAAUCAUAUUCCGAAGCCGAACAAGCCCUCUGUUUCAUGGCCGGUGCUAACGCAAUCUUUACCGGCGAUGCCAUGCUGACUACACCUUGCUCCCCUUGGGAUCAGGAUAAGGCAAUGCUAAACAAAUGGGGCUUGAAAGGUAUGGCGUCCUUCGACCAACAGAGCAUUAGGACGAAGGAACGCUCUUUUAUUGGAGAUGCUACUCCUCACAACUCCACUGACACGCCAUUGGGAUCUGAGACCGCGUGA
Messenger RNA from Cantharellus anzutake, 1200 nucleotides. Its product is annotated as biotin synthase. Bases 1 to 1200 code for a protein of 399 amino acids. Gene Ontology annotation, biological process: biotin biosynthetic process. The transcript is spliced from 7 exons. The record is from RefSeq and is a predicted model, not a curated record. Gene Ontology annotation, cellular component: mitochondrion. NCBI's taxonomy places the organism in Eukaryota, Fungi, Basidiomycota, Agaricomycetes, Cantharellales, Hydnaceae. Gene Ontology annotation, molecular function: biotin synthase activity; 2 iron, 2 sulfur cluster binding.